AUGCCAACCAUCGUCCUCCUCGGCACCUGCGACACCAAACUCUCCGAACUCCUCUACCUCCGCUCUCAAAUCCUCCUCCACGGCGCAGCCUCCGACACCACCGUCCUCCUCAUCGACGUCGGCCGGCAACCCGUUUCCCACCCCUCCAUCACCUUCGGCCCUUCCGACCUCCUCUCCAGCUAUGCCAAACCAUCAGACCCCAAGGACAUCCGAUCCCUCCAAUCCCUCCCCCGCAACUUGUUGGUAGAACUCAUGUCCUGGCUCUGCACACUUCAUAUCCAAACCCUUUUCUCUUCUCAACAAAUCCACGGGAUAAUAUCCCUUGGCGGCAGCAACGCGACUUCGCUCGCUGCACCCGUGAUGCGCAAUGCUUUACCGAUUGGUUUCCCCAAGAUGAUGGUAUCGACGGUGGCGAGCGGGGAUACGGGCCCCUACGUGGGCGAGACGGAUAUCACGAUGAUGUAUAGUGUCGUGGACGUGGCGGGGCUGAAUGAGGUUUUGAGGGGGGUGUUGGGGAAUGCGGCGGGGGCGGUGGUGGGGAUGGCUGGUGCUUAUGAGAGGAGGAUGAGGGAGAAAGAGAGGGAGAGGGAGAGGGAAAAGGAGAGGGCGGGGAGUGGGAAGGAGGGAAACGAAGAAAAAAAGAAAAAAGUAAGAGUAGGAAUCACCAUGUUCGGCGUCACCACCCCCUCCGUCGACGCCAUCCGUCAGUACCUCGAAUCCAAAUACCCCGGCGUCAUCGAAACAAUGGUGUUCCACGCCACAGGCCACGGAGGAAAAGCCAUGGAACGACUGGUGCGGGCCGGAGAGCUGGACGCGGUGAUUGACUUGACCACGACCGAGUUGGCGGAUGAGUUGGUGGGAGGGGUGAUGAGUGCCGGGCCGGACAGGAUGCGGGCGGCGGUUGAGAAGGGGAUUCCCUAUGUUGUGUCGUUGGGGGCGCUGGAUAUGGUCAACUUUGGGCCGCCGGGGACCGUGCCGGAGAAGUUUAGGAAGGAUGGUGAAAGAAAGCUUUAUGAGCAUAAUCCUACGGUUACGCUGCUGAGGACGUCGGUGGAGGAGUGUAAAGAAAUUGGGAGGCGGAUUUGUGGGAAGUUGUUGGAGGGGGGAGAUGCGAGCAAGAUACAAGUGUGGAUCCCGAAGGGCGGGUUGAGCAUGUUGUCGGUAUCGGGAGCGCCGUUUGAGGACAGAGAUGCUGACGAGGCGCUGUUUGGGACAAUCCACGAAGGGCUCAAGGGGAGCAAAAUCCUGAUCAAGGAUGACGAAAGGGAUGUCAAUGACAAAGGCUUCGCUCAUGAUGUAGCGGAAGCAAUGGCAAGACUCCUGGGGCUGUCGAGCGGUCAAGGAUCCUGA
Neurospora tetraspora is the source of this 1350-nucleotide messenger RNA. RefSeq lists its product as uncharacterized. The coding region runs from base 1 to 1350 and encodes 449 amino acids. The record is from RefSeq and is a predicted model, not a curated record. The transcript has a single exon. Lineage: Eukaryota; Fungi; Ascomycota; Sordariomycetes; Sordariales; Sordariaceae.